AUGGCCAGCCAGUUACGCCUCCCUGUCGCCCGGUGCCUCUCGUCCUCAAAGCCCCACUGCCGAAACGUCCAAGUGGGCAUCUGCGUGGCGAUCCAGCGCAGCGAUGGGCGAAUCCACCUCGCAGUGGUCACAGAGUUCAAAAGAGAAAAUCCUUGGGUCACAGUAGAGUGGGUUGAAAAAGGAGUCAAAAGAGGCAAAAAGAUUGAUCUAGAGACCAUAUUCCUGCUGAACCCAGCGCUGGCCUCUGCGGAACACCCUACACCAUCCAGGUGCUUGUCCCGCUUUUCUCUAGUGCCCUCUUCCGCCAUCGGGGACCGACGUAUGGCCACACGGUGGAUCGCUACGAUCCCUCAGAAAACCAAAACACCCUCAGGGGACAGUCUGGCUGCAAAAGUCCCCAGCAGUCCUUGCCUGAUGAAACAGAAAAAGUCUCCCUGCCUCUGGGAAAUUGAGAAACUGCAAAAGCAGCGGGAGAAGCGCAGACGGCUACAGCUGGAGAUCCGAACCCAACGUGCCCUCAAUGUCCACACGGGAAAUCCCAACUAUGAGAUAAUGUGCAUGAUCGAAGAGUACCGCAGGCACCUGGACAGCAGCACGAUGUUCAAGCUGGAGCGGCGGGAACACCAUCGGAUCUGUGUCUGCGUGAGGAAGCGACCUCUCAACCAGCGAGAGACCACCAUGAAGGACCUGGACAUCAUCACCAUCCCCUCGGACAACAUGGUCAUGGUGCAUGAGUCCAAGCAAAAGGUGGACCUCACUCGCUACCUAGAGAACCAGACCUUCUGUUUCGACCAUGCUUUCGAUGACCAGGCCUCCAAUGAGUUAGUGUACCAGUUCACUGCUCAGCCGCUGGUGGAGUCCAUCUUCCGCAAGGGCAUGGCCACCUGCUUUGCCUAUGGGCAGACGGGCAGUGGGAAGACACACACCAUGGGUGGAGCCUUUUCAGGAAGGGACCAAGAUUGUUCAAAAGGCAUUUAUGCCCUCGUAGCUCAGGAUGUCUUCUUCCUGCUCGAAACCUCAGCCUAUGAGAAGAUGGACCUCAAAGUCUAUGGGACAUUUUUUGAGAUUUAUGGGGGCAAGGUAUAUGAUUUGUUGAACUGGAAGAAGAAGCUGCAGGUCCUUGAGGAUGGAAAUCAGCAAAUUCAGGUGAUCGGGCUGCAGGAGCAGGAGGUGUGUUGUGUGGCGGACAUGCUGAACCUGGUAGAACUAGGGAACAGCUGCCGGACCUCUGGACAGACAUCAGUCAAUGCCCACUCUUCCAGGAGCCACGCUGUGUUCCAGAUCAUCCUAAAGUCGCAAGGGAAACUACAUGGCAAGUUUUCUCUCGUUGACUUAGCUGGGAACGAAAGGGGAGCAGAUACUGUGAAGGCCAACCGGAAAAGGCAGCUGGAAGGGGCAGAGAUUAAUAAGAGUCUCCUAGCGCUCAAGGAAUGCAUCCGAGCUUUGGGUCAGAACAAGUCUCAUACGCCAUUCAGAUCCAGCAAACUCACACAAGUGCUCCGUGAUUCCUUUAUAGGCCAGAACUCCUCCACUUGCAUGAUUGCUACUAUCUCUCCAGGGAUGGCCUCUUGUGAAAACACCCUCAACACUUUAAGAUAUGCAAAUAGAGUAAAAGAAUUAACUCUAGAGUUCAGACCCUACCGUCGUCGUUGUCUCUGUCCAGUUGGACAUGAGGUGCCAAGGAUGUUGGAAAAUCACAUUGGGAAUUCAGAAGUGUCCCUUCAGAGGGAGGAAUUUAUUAAAAUACCUCGUAUACAGAGUGAGGAGGAGGAAAAGACUAAAGAAAUUGGAACAUUAUCCACUCCAUUAAUGGAAGAUACAAUGACUUCAUCGAAGGAAUCACACCCAUGGCCAGGGGACAACAUCCAGGAGACAGCUCAUGGGGUAAACCGUGAUGUUCAUUUUUGCAUUACCCGGUUAUUGUCCGUUUUGGAGCAGAAAAUAGGCAGUAUGACUGAAAUUCAAAAGAAGCUGAAAUUAUUACGAGCAGAUCUCCAAAAAAGAGAAAGGUAG
Rhinolophus ferrumequinum (greater horseshoe bat) is the source of this 2013-nucleotide messenger RNA. RefSeq names its product kinesin family member 2B (gene KIF2B). NCBI's taxonomy places the organism in Eukaryota, Metazoa, Chordata, Mammalia, Chiroptera, Rhinolophidae. Gene Ontology annotation, biological process: microtubule-based movement. The transcript has a single exon. The record is from RefSeq and is a predicted model, not a curated record. The coding region runs from base 1 to 2013 and encodes 670 amino acids. Gene Ontology annotation, molecular function: microtubule binding; ATP binding; microtubule motor activity.